Messenger RNA from Penicillium malachiteum, 885 nucleotides. RefSeq names its product SGNH/GDSL hydrolase family protein. Gene Ontology annotation, molecular function: hydrolase activity, acting on ester bonds. The transcript is spliced from 5 exons. The record is from RefSeq and is a predicted model, not a curated record. Bases 1 to 885 code for a protein of 294 amino acids. NCBI's taxonomy places the organism in Eukaryota, Fungi, Ascomycota, Eurotiomycetes, Eurotiales, Aspergillaceae.
AUGAGGCUGCACUUGCUGGGUUUGGCUCUUGCCAUGGCCACCGUUGAAGCGUUUCCUCAUGACUCAAAAUCAUCACCUACCUAUUUCUUCACUUUUGGAGAUUCAUACACCAUGACUAGCUUCAACAUAACUGGUGAACAAGCAACACCUGCAGAUCCCAUGGGAAAUCCCGCUUUAGGAACCGGAACAACAGGAGGAGGUAUCAACUGGGUAGGGGAUUUGACAACUGUGGACAACGACUCUCUUAUCUUGAGCUACAAUCUUGCCGUGGGUGGUGCAACAAUCGAUAAUAAAAUUAUCAAUGCCGGAGUUGAGGACAUGGCGACACAAGUCGCGUCAUUCGUUUCAGUUUAUGGUGAUAAGCCCGGUAUUGCGCCAUGGUCUUCCGAUGAUACAGUCUUCGGGUUCUGGAUUGGAAUCAAUGAUGUUGGCUGGGCAUACUCCACUGAAAAUGCCAGUAUUCUUGUGCCUAUGCUCAUGGCGGAGUAUAAGUCACUGGCUCAACAAAUCUACGACCUUGGAGGGCGCAACUUUCUAUUUUUGAAUGUGCCACCCACCAGUCGAAGCCCAUACAUUCUGUCAACGGGUUUAGAUGCUUCUCGAGCUCAUGCAGCGUGGCUAUCCGUUUUCAAUGAGCAUCUAAAGCUGAUGGUCAUGGGAUUUCGGGAUGAACACCCAGAUAUCCAAUACGUCCUCUACGAUUCCUGGAAAUUCAUGACUGGCAUUCUGGACAAUCCACAUCAAUAUGGCUACCCUAAUAACACUUGUAUUGAUGCGGAUGGGACAACUUGUAUCUGGUGGAAUAACUAUCACCCCGGGCUUCGGUACCACGCAUACCAAGCGGCUGAUAUGAAGAAGUAUUUGCAUCCAUUUGGCGCAUGGUAA